AUGACGGCGGCCGCCGCCUCCAACUGGGGGCUGAUCACCAACAUAGUGAACAGCAUAGUAGGGGUCAGUGUGCUCACCAUGCCUUUCUGCUUCAAACAGUGUGGCAUUGUCCUGGGGGCCCUGCUCUUGGUUUUCUGCUCUUGGAUGACACACCAGUCCUGCAUGUUCCUGGUGAAGUCCGCCAGCCUGAGCAAGCGGAGGACGUACGCCGGCCUGGCGCUGCACGCCUACGGGAAAGCGGGGAAGAUGCUUGUGGAGACCAGCAUGAUCGGGCUGAUGCUGGGGACCUGCAUGGCCUUCUACGUUGUGAUUGGAGACUUGGGGUCCAACUUCUUUGCUCGGCUGUUCGGGUUUCAGGUGACCGGCACCUUCCGCGUGUUCCUGCUCUUUGCGGUGUCCCUGUGCAUCGUGCUCCCACUCAGCCUGCAGAGGAACAUGAUGGCCUCCAUCCAGUCCUUCAGCGCCAUGGCCCUCAUCUUCUACACCGUGUUCAUGUUCGUGAUCGUGCUGUCCUCCCUCAAGCACGGCCUGUUCGGCGGGCAGUGGCUGCAGCGGGUCAGCUACGUGCGCUGGGAGGGCGUCUUCCGCUGUAUCCCCAUUUUCGGCAUGUCCUUCGCCUGCCAGUCUCACAUUGCCGAGCCGGGCAGUGCCGCGUCUGGAGCGCGGCUGGCGGCCUCGUCCUCACCCCAGAAAGAUGGCACCUUUACCGCUGGGGGGUACAUGCCCCCUCUGCGGUUUAAAGCGCUCACCCUCUCUGUCGUCUUUGGAACCAUGGUCGGUGGAAUCAUGAUCCCAAACGUGGAGACGAUCCUGGGCCUCACGGGCGCCACGAUGGGAAGCCUCAUCUGCUUCAUUUGUCCGGCUCUGAUCCAUAAGAAAAUCCACAAGAACGCCCUUUCCUCCCAGGUGGUGCUCUGGGUUGGCCUGGGCAUCCUGGUGGUCAGCACACACACUACCCUGUCCGUGAGCGAGGAGGCCCCUGUGGACUUGGCCGAGGAAGCCCCGGCCGGCCGGCUGGAAGAGGCCGAGGGCAUCAUAAAGGCAGAGGCAGCCCGGCUCCCAGGCCAGAACCCGCUGGUGGACGUGGCCGAGGACGGCCGAGACAAGCCGAAGCUGCCGAAUAACAAAGAGGAGACGGAGCAGGCCCAGAUUAAGGGCCCUGUGAACGUGCCCCAGAGGGAGGAUGCCAAGAACAAACAGGAGGAGGUGCAGCUGGACCGCCCCGGCCAAGGUGGCUGUUCCUCCCCUGGCCACAGCAGCCGGGCCCCUUUUGUAGUUUUCCAGGAGGAAUAUCAGCGCUUGGACAAAAGUCCGAUCCGUAAAAGCAUCCGUCUGGUCCCCCAGGGGGCCGCGGAGGAUGGGGCCUGCCUCCUCCAGCACUGCGGAUGGGCGCUCGUCGCCGGCGAGUUCCCGGAGCAGGGUCCGGACGUUUUUGGCGGAGGCUCCCGCGAAAGGAGGAAACCCAGAAAAGGGGUGGCAGCCACUGGUGCCGGGGUUCGGAAGGAGGCAGAUGCGCUGGAGGCGAGGGAGAUAAGGGACCCGCGUGUGAAGUCGCAGCCAGUCAUCCGAGACCAGGGGCCUGCAGACCUGGCCAGCAAGCCUGGAGGAGCGGCCCCCCGGGCCCAGGCCGAGACCCGGCAGCUGGGGCACCGGGCUGUUUCCGCACUGGGUCAGGCUGGGCAGCAGGGCGGUCACCUGGAGGCCAGAAAGGAGGCCCCUGGCGGGGACCGUGUGCCUGCUCAGGGGGAGGACGCUGCCGUCCAAGAACCUGAGCAGAGGCCAGACCCAGAUCUUGGGCCCAAACCAGCCAUCCCCGGGGCCCAGAAGCCAGACUACGCCAAACCCAACCGAGACCUGAAAGUCCAGGCCGGUUCUGACCUUCGGAGGAGACGGCGGGAUGUGGCUCCUGGGGCAGGGGGAGCCCCAGCCCCGAAGGACAGGGUCAUCAUCAGCUUUAACCCUCUCCCGGAUGUGCAGGUCAACGAUCUCCGGAGUGCCCUAGAGACCCAGCUCCGCCAGGCUGCAGGGGGUGCUUUGCGGGUGGUCCAUGGUCGCCAGAUUAAGCAGCUGGCUGAGGCCCUGGAGGAUCCCUGA
Puma concolor (puma) is the source of this 2094-nucleotide messenger RNA. NCBI's taxonomy places the organism in Eukaryota, Metazoa, Chordata, Mammalia, Carnivora, Felidae. The record is from RefSeq and is a predicted model, not a curated record.